Thecamonas trahens ATCC 50062 is the source of this 621-nucleotide messenger RNA. Its product is annotated as dynactin subunit 3. Gene Ontology annotation, cellular component: dynactin complex. Lineage: Eukaryota; Apusomonadida; Apusomonadidae. The coding region runs from base 1 to 621 and encodes 206 amino acids. Gene Ontology annotation, biological process: cytoskeleton-dependent cytokinesis. The transcript is spliced from 2 exons. The record is from RefSeq and is a predicted model, not a curated record.
AUGCAGGAGAGUAGCCGUGAGGUUGUGGACCGACUCGCAGCGCUGGAGACGCGGGUGGGCGGCCAGUCGCGCGACGGACAAGGCCGUAUCAUUCCGUCGAUGCUGGAUACGUUGACCAAUGCUGUGGCAUCGAUGACGGCCGAGGUGGACGACAUGGUGGCGGGAGUGGGUCAUGAGGUGCUGGCAGAGGUGGUGGCCAAGUCGGAAGCAGCUGAGGCUGCUGGUCUUCUCGCUCCGGCCUAUCGUCCUCCAGGUGCUCCGGACAAGCUCAAAAUCUCACCGGCGGCAAGGCUGCUGGCGACAGAGACAAAGAUCGCCCUUGUGGAGGCUGCAGAGCCGUUCAUCAACUCGCUCUCGUCGGCUUUGGACGAGCUGGCUGGCAGCAAGCAUGUGCUGGACUCGGUGCACAUUGCCGAUCUCCCGCGUCAUGCUCCAGAGCUCGCUCGGCUGGAGGAGCUUCAUCUAGAUGCCUCCCUGCAGGCCUCCGGGCUGGACUCGGCGACCCAGGCUACGCUUCAAGAGUACAACGAGGUCAUGCGGCUGCUCUCGCUCAAGUUUGUCUCGUGGGAUGCCACUCUCCGCGCCCUCGAUCAUCAACUCGCUGUCGGAUCUGUCGGAUGA